This is a messenger RNA of Racocetra persica, 174 nucleotides long. NCBI's taxonomy places the organism in Eukaryota, Fungi, Glomeromycota, Glomeromycetes, Diversisporales, Gigasporaceae. The record is from the annotation of a GenBank genome assembly.
AUGAAAACUGAAAAGAACGCUAGAACGGCGUCUGUCGAAAAGAAGGCGCGACAGCUAGGCGGAAAUCAACGCUGUGCGAGAGUUUUGCAGCGAAGAAUAGAAGAAAGACAAGGGGAGAGAGUUUGUAUGACAAAUGCAACGCCUCCUGUGACGCCUGCAGUAUUUAAACUUUGA